Molecule: messenger RNA, 933 nt
Organism: Hyaena hyaena (striped hyena)
Lineage: Eukaryota; Metazoa; Chordata; Mammalia; Carnivora; Hyaenidae
Product: olfactory receptor 5H2-like
Exons: 1
Coding region: 4-933 (309 amino acids)
Biological process (GO): G protein-coupled receptor signaling pathway; sensory perception of smell
Cellular component (GO): membrane
Molecular function (GO): odorant binding; olfactory receptor activity; G protein-coupled receptor activity
Source: RefSeq, a predicted model, not a curated record
GAUAUGGAAAAAGAUAAUGCGACACUGCUGACAGAGUUAGUUCUCACAGGGCUCACAUAUGAACCAGAGUGGAAAGUCCCCCUAUUCCUAGUGUUCUUGGUUAUCUAUAUUCUGACCAUUGUGGGGAACCUUGGUCUGAUUGCUCUUGUAUGGAAUGACCCUCAGCUACACAUCCCCAUGUACUUUUUCCUUGGAAGUUUGGCAUUUGUGGAUGCUUGGAUAUCAUCCACAGUGACCCCGAAGAUGCUAGUAAACUUCUUUGCAAAGAAUAAAAUGAUAUCUCUUCCUGAAUGCAUGAUACAGUUUUUUUCCUUUGCAAUCAGUAUAACCACGGAAUGCUUUCUGCUGGCAACAAUGGCUUACGAUCGCUAUGUAGCCAUAUGCAAACCAUUACUUUAUCCAGUAAUUAUGUCCAAUAUAGUAUGCAUCCGGCUGUUAGUUUUGUCAUUUUCAGGUGGUCUUCUUCAUGCCAUAAUUCAUAAUGCUUUGUUAUUCAGAUUAACCUUCUGCAAUUCCAUCACGGUACACCACUUUUACUGUGACAUUAUACCAUUGUUAAAGAUUUCUUGUACUGAUCCUUCUAUUAAUUUUCUGAUGGUAUUCAUUUUGGCUGGCUCAAUACAGAUGUUCACUAUUCUGAUAGUUCUUGUCUCAUAUUCGCAAGUACUCUUUUCAAUCUUAAAGAAGAAGUCUCUACAAGGCAUAAGAAAAGCCUUCUCCACCUGUGGAGCACAUCUCUUAUCUGUCUCGUUAUAUUAUGGUGCUCUUGUCUUAAUGUAUGUGCGCCCUGUAUCUGCACAAUCAGAUGAUCAGGAUAUGAUGGACUCUUUGUUUUACACUAUCAUAAUUCCAUUCUUAAAUCCAAUUAUCUAUAGCUUGAGAAAUAAGAAAGUCAUAGAUUCACUGAGAAAAACGUUAAAGAGAAAUACUUAA